AUGUUUUUAGAUGGUUUUAGUCUUGAGGUUCUAGUAAACUCUUCAACGCUCCAAGAAUAUCGCGAGCCAGUUUAUAAUUACAAAGUGUAUUUGAUUAUUAAUCUUCUACAGAUUCCUCAUAUGUGCAUCUAUCGAAGAAAUUCGGCGCAACCAUCGCAACGCUUUACAAACCCGAUUCUCGUCGAGACCUUUGUGGACGGAAAUCACGAUUUCCUCUAUUAUUGUUUAGUUGCUCCAGCUCAAACAGAAAGCGAUGGAUUUUGGAAUGUAACUCGCGACAAAAAAGCUUACUUCAAAUUCUCGAAAGCUCUGUGGACCAAUGACGAAAUUGAUACAAAUAAUCUUCCGAGAAAAGUCGCCAUAACCGAGUCCAAAGAAAAUAAAGGAAUCGAAUUUUCUACCGAAUUUAAAGAGAGAUCAGAAUCACCACCUCCAUAUAUUAAAAAGUGUAUAAUGAAACCUGCUGAUAAUAGUCCCAUUGCUGUACUGAAUAUUCAUUAUUGUCCGAUGAAUUUUCGAACAUUACCAUUAACAAAGAAAGACGAUACUGUGAGUGAUGUAAAAUUAGAGGAAGACGUUGUAUUUGUCAAGAAUUCAAAUAGUGAAUCGUCGUCGUCGUCAUUAGUCAUACAACAUUAA
Messenger RNA from Ambispora leptoticha, 639 nucleotides. The record is from the annotation of a GenBank genome assembly. NCBI's taxonomy places the organism in Eukaryota, Fungi, Glomeromycota, Glomeromycetes, Archaeosporales, Ambisporaceae.